ACCGCCGAUGUAAUGGAUCAAUGAAUGAGGAAGGGAAACUCUUCAACUCUGAAACUAGCUACAUUGGACUGAGUCAUACCAUUUGCGAACAGGAAAGAACACAUUACUUUUAAAGUCGCAAUCAGUCAUGGCUGCAGAUGAGAACAUAUUUCUUAGAGCUAAAGAUCGGACCUUUACAGGGCUGACGGAAGAAGAGCAAGGAGAGUGGAGCGGGCCGUUCUACUUCAUCCAGGCGGCAGACCCUCAGCUAGGCCUGAUGAAGGCAUGGAAAGAGGGAAACUGUGACAGUCCAGGCGAAGAGUGGGCGGAGGAGGUCCGCCUGACCAAACAGGCAGUGCAGGCGGUCAACAAACUGAGCCCCAAGCCUCGUUUCAUGGUGCUGUGUGGGGACCUGAUUCAUGCCAUGCCAGGCAAGCCUUACAGGGAGGAGCAGGAGAGGGACCUGAAGGAGGCCCUGAAGGACGUGGACCCCGCCGUCCCGCUGGUGUUCGUCAGCGGGAACCACGAUGUGGGGAACACGCCCACGGCCGGCACGGUGGAGCUGUACCGGCGCGGCUGGGGCGACGACUACUUCAGCUUCUGGGUGGGCGGGGUGCUGUGCCUGGUGCUGAACUCGCAGCUGUUCUUCGACGGCUCGGCCUGUCCCGAGCUGCGGGACGCCCAGGAGGCGUGGCUGGAGGAGCAGCUACGGAGGGCGGCGCGGAGCCGCUGCCGCCACGCCCUGGUCUUCCAGCACAUUCCGCUCUACGUGCGCACUCCGGACGAAGAGGACGACUACUUCAGCCUGCAGCGAGGCGUCAGGGAGAGUCUUAUCAAGCGAUUUCUGCAGGCAGGAGUGAAGGCAGUUUUCUCUGGACACUACCACCGGAAUGCGGGGGGGAUGCACGACGGCUUGGACAUGGUAGUGAGCUCGGCGAUCGGUUGCCAGUUGGGAACUGACCCCCACGGCAUGAGAGUGGUGGUGGUGACCGAAAACCAAGUGGUCCAUCGCUACUACAGUCUGGAUAAGCUGUGUGAGAGUGGGAUGGAUGAGGAUAUGAAGAAACUGCUGUGUUGAGUGUGCAGCCCCUCACAGUGCUUUCAGCCAAUGGCAUUCCGUUUGAGCUCCCACUGUGACGAUUCUUCUGCUGAACAGGACCGCCUGUCUUCUGAAAUCCAGAUAGAAUAAGUAAAAAUAAACAAACUCCCCUAAUCACCUUCAGGACCAUGCAUUUACAUCAUUAAUGUGUUCCACCUCACUGCCCAGAUACAUUUGUGUGCUGUAGAAUUGUCUCAGGAGAAGCCUUGCAGAAUCAAAAUGAUGGCCAACCUACUAUAUUAUAACAAAAAUAUGCACUUUAAUGUUUCUCAGUACAGUAACUGAUUGCAACAAACAAAAACAUAAACAGCUUCUUAGUACAUUAAAGGCUUUUCUCAUCAGCUGAAAAAAGAAUACCGCAAAUGCUCUCAGGUUUCUUGUUUAAUUAUUAGUUUUGUAUGAUUAAAAGAUAUGAACAUUUGACCGAUGGUAAAUUUCUCUGAAAUUCCAAGAACAUCUUUGUUCAUGAUUGGCCGCACAAAAAAUGUCAAAUUGCUGUGUAAUAUGUGACUGUUCCAUUCCUCUCUCACUGUGCUGUAAUCAUUCAGCCACACCUGUUCCUGCCUGGGGUAUACUACUGAGGUAGUGUUUUGGAUCAGGGUGAUGGUUGAAUGGUUGUUGUGUGUACAUGCAAGUAUGCACUUACUCAUAGAUUGAGAUAGGUGCUGUAUUGUUAUGUAGGCCCCUUUACCACAAUCCUUCCAAACAGGAGAGCAAGGAGAAUGCAUUUUCCAUGGACAAAUAUGAAACACAGCCUAGACGGACAGCACUCCGAAUACCGAAGGCAAGCUUUUCAAAGAAUUCUCCAGCCUCUUUUCACACCAUGGCAGAUUACUGCUUCAUCGAGAUUGCAGGAUUAUAGUAACUAGCCAGAGCACUUCUAUAUUCUCACUAGUAUAUUUUUAGUCUGUUGUCUGAGUAGUGUACUGUGUCACAUUUCCACUGUUAAGAAUGAUUAUUAGAUUUUUAGAGCUCUGAUGUUUUUACUGUAAACUUCAUGCAGUUCAGUUAAUGCUGGCCCACAUAAUACGCAAGGCACAUUAUUGCUGAAAUAUUUUAAAUUGUAUUUUUUUUUUCUUCAAACAAAUGGUCAUUAAAGAAAUCCAAUUAGUGGACCAUAACAGCGAUUUCAUUGAACUUUGCUAAUAAAAUUACUACUGUAA
Messenger RNA from Anguilla anguilla (European eel), 2241 nucleotides. It is a transcript of the gene cpped1, whose product is annotated as calcineurin-like phosphoesterase domain containing 1. The record is from RefSeq and is a predicted model, not a curated record. The transcript has 4 exons. NCBI's taxonomy places the organism in Eukaryota, Metazoa, Chordata, Actinopteri, Anguilliformes, Anguillidae. Gene Ontology annotation, molecular function: hydrolase activity. The coding region runs from base 128 to 1057 and encodes 309 amino acids.